Messenger RNA from Serpula lacrymans var. lacrymans S7.9, 1328 nucleotides. RefSeq lists its product as uncharacterized. Gene Ontology annotation, biological process: ubiquinone biosynthetic process. Bases 306 to 1169 code for a protein of 287 amino acids. Gene Ontology annotation, molecular function: methyltransferase activity. The record is from RefSeq and is a predicted model, not a curated record. NCBI's taxonomy places the organism in Eukaryota, Fungi, Basidiomycota, Agaricomycetes, Boletales, Serpulaceae. The transcript is spliced from 3 exons.
GGGAGACACUGCUAGUAACUGACUGACUACUACCACGCUACUACUACUACGACGACGACGACGACGACUACUACGACUACUACCACGCUACUACGACGACGACGACUACCACGCUACUACUACCACGCUACUACUACGACGACUACUACCACACUACCACACUACUACUACCACUACCACACUACCACUACUACUACUACCACUACCACUACCACUACCACACUACCACUCCUCACUACUCCCUCUCGCGUAAAUAGCAUCGCUGCAGCACAACCACCGGCCCGGCCCGUCCCUCUCCUCCCACCAUGCUCUCCCUCCCUCGCUCCCUCGCCAGAGCUCGUCCCCUCGUCCCAUCUCGACACAUCCACUCCCAACACCGCACAACCUCCUUUGGCUUCAAAACAAUACCAGAAGAGUCAAAGGAAUCCCUCGUCAAACAUGUCUUUGACUCCGUCGCCUCCUCCUACGACCUCAUGAACGACGCCUCCUCCCUCGGCGUCCACAGGCUCUGGAAAGACGCCUUCGUGUCCACCCUAAAACCGGGUCGCAAGGGCCCCCUUCGCUGCAUAGACGUCGCAGGGGGCACAGGCGACAUCGCCCUCCGCAUCCUCGACCACGCACGCGAGUCCUACGCAGACAGAGAGACCACCGUCGACGUCCUCGACAUCAAUGCCCACAUGCUCAAAGAGGGCUUCACCAGGUUCAAAAAGACCAUGUAUCACAACACUCCCCAGGUCUCCUUCCACGAGGCAAAUGCACAGGACAUGCCCCACUCCCUCUUCAAAGACGACUCCUACGACCUCUACACCAUCGCAUUCGGCAUACGCAACUGCACCUCCAUCCCCGCUGUCCUCAAAGAAGCCCACCGCGUCCUCAAACCAGGCGCAACCUUUGCCUGUCUUGAGUUCAGCAAGGUGAACAACCCUCUCUUCAGCACCCUAUACGACCAGUAUUCCUUCUCCAUCAUACCUCUCAUGGGCACCAUCCUCGCAGGCGACCGCGAGUCCUAUCAGUACCUCGUAGAGUCCAUUCGCAAAUUCCCCUCUCAGCCCGUCUUUGCUCAGAUGAUACGAGAGGCAGGGUUCGCUACCGGGGGUGAUCGCGACGGUGGUGCAUGGACUGAUCUCUGGGGAGGCAUCGCAUGUAUCCACACCGCUGUCAAACUGUAGACAUACUCGUCGUUCACUUAAUCAUAGACUUUCUCUUCUCAUUAUACGCAAACUCUUUGUCCUCUUCCUGUUCUUGUCACUAUGUCACGUAGCCACUCUCAGCCGCGCUCUGAAAACGAGGCAGCGACGCGCCACACCGCGCCUUUUUUUCGCGUAAGC